Molecule: messenger RNA, 612 nt
Organism: Lactuca saligna
Lineage: Eukaryota; Viridiplantae; Streptophyta; Magnoliopsida; Asterales; Asteraceae
Source: the annotation of a GenBank genome assembly
AUGACAAAUUCACCAAUUCAAGAUUCUAUGGAAACCGAGCAUGAAUCCGAAGGAUUUGGAGGAACAUUUGAAAAUUUGGAGUUUGAAUACGAAGAAACUGAUUUCCUAGAUCACAUGCUAAUGACCAUGAAGCAGUUCAAGAUAUUGAAUACAAAGCUCAAUUCAAUUCUUCAAUCUCAGGCAGAUCUUGGGGGAGGAAAUUCAAUGACUAGUCUAGAAGUUGAUGGUCUGUUAAAAUUACGUGAAUGGAGGAUUACUUCAAAGGUUUCAGGAAUGAUAAAAGAUUCCGAGUCUCGUCUCCUAGAGAAAAUUGAUAUUUGUGAUCAUAGCAAUGAGAUGAGGGUAAACUCUCAUAAAUCUACUUUUGAAGGUGAUUUGAAGGAAUUAAAAUUGGUGGCAAAGGAACGUCAUGUCUUAUUUGUUCAAGAUGUGAAAAAGGUGAGAGAAGAUGUGAAUUUUAAGCUUCAAGAGCUUCGACCAGACAUGGAGAACAAAUUGCAGUUGUUUGCACCGAAUUUGCAUCUCUCAAUCAGAAGAUGGAUGUCACAACCCGAAAUUUCCAUUCUAUACAAACGAUAUCACUUCAAUAGAAGUUAUAACAAUCAUAGUUGA